ACAAUUUCCUUUCUGAAACACGCUACGAGAACACACCGGGAAAACGCACAGAGGAAAAAUAAUAGACUUUAGGCACAAGGAAACGGCAGCUUGAGGCGAGAUCGGCGUCCUUUCUUUAACGGAAAGUAGCGGACUAACAUGGGGGCAAACGCCAGCUCUUGACGAGGAUCUACUCUUUAGUGAACCUCUUCUCUGUGGCACAAGUCUGGCUGAUACACAGAGGAAAGGCAAAGGGAAGACAUGUUGAGGGGCUUUUCAUCUUAAGGCUGCGGUAGGAUGUUCAUAUUGUGCUCUUAUAAAGACGCCCCUUAAGAAAAAAAAACAGGGCAGAUGGAAAUAAGGCGGUAGAUUAUGCUCAGGAGCCAAUGGUUUGAUCGAUGUCUGAAUAAUUAGUUUGUUAUGAGCUGGAAUAACGUAGGCCUCUGAAGCAACCCGCAGUAAAUAAACACGGUCAGCAAAUGCUUUGUAGCUUCACAUUGACACUAAAUGUUGUAGAUGGCCUCUUAGAAGCUGCUGUUUUACAGAAUCGCACACCUCUUUUAUUAGACUGGUAACUCGUCUUGCUGCCAAUCGGAAUUGCGUUUUAUGAUAGUCAAGGCUAUUGCUCGGGUUGAGCUAAAUAACAUUUGAACUCUUUGUGGGCUGAUACAAAGGCCCAAACCGAAGACUGCGUCUCUAGAAGUGUUGCAAGAACAUUUCAUCCCGGGCAGAAAGCUCACAUCUGCUUCAGCUUGGCUACCUUUGUUGGCCUGUUUUCCGUGUAGAUAGAAACCACACAAACGAUUUCUAAAUGUUAAUGUCGACCGACGUUGCCUCUAUCAUGCUGCCUGUGUCCCGGGCUCUCUUGGAUCGAGAUAGAGAGCUGGACUCCAUGGCAGGUGUGCACCCCAACGCAGGCGGUCCUCCCUCGGCUGUUCGGGGCAUGAAGCGCGGAGACCCGGAGCCUGACGGACAGACGGCCGCUGCUCUGCUGGACACCUCUGGAGCUGAGUGCAAGCGCCCCCGGAUGGAUGGCACCGGGGGUCUCGGGGAUGUUGGCCAGAACAAUGACCCUUUGACCCUUGGUUACCAUGGAUAUCCUACUCACAGUCAGGGCUCUCAGGAUAGUGCUGGUGGUCAGGAGGGACUGGUGCCUCCUCCCUUCUCUGCGUUUCCUCCACCCCCGCCUCCACCCCCCCAGAACGGCCUGACUCUGGAUUACGGGGGCAGCCUGUACACAGCGGGGGGCGUGCAGGGUCCUGUGGAGGCAGGCGGAGCAGCCAACAGCGCCAACGCCAACAGCCUCUGUGCCCAACCAGAUGGGUCUUCCCAGAUUGACGGUCAGUCAGGGGUCGGCUCAGGCGGUGGAGGAGGAGGAAGCGUUGGAGAUGAGUCAGAUGCUAAAGGGGCCCCCAAACGCCUCCAUGUCUCUAAUAUCCCCUUCCGCUUCCGGGACCCCGACCUGCGGCAGAUGUUCGGGCAAUUUGGAAAAAUCCUUGACGUUGAGAUUAUUUUCAAUGAGAGGGGAUCCAAGGGUUUCGGGUUUGUGACGUUUGAGACGAGUGCCGAAGCAGAAAGAGCCAGAGAGAAGCUCCACGGCACGCUGGUGGAGGGAAGGAAAAUUGAGGUCAACAAUGCCACUGCCCGAGUGAUGACCAACAAGAAGAUGACGACACCGUAUGCAAAUGGAGAAGGUCUUGCAGCUCUUCCAUAUGCAGGGUGGAAGUUGAGCCCGAUGGUUGGAGCCAUGUACAGUCCUGAACUAUACACAGUCCCGGGCUUCCCGUACCCAGCAGCCGCCGCCGCCGCCUCCACUGCUGCGACCUUUCGAGGGGCAUUGCGAGGUCGUGCCCGGCCCGUGUACAGUGCAGUCAGAGCAGCUGUGCCUCAGCCUGCCAUCCCAACCUACCCAGGUGUGAUGGCUUAUCAGGAUGGUUUUUACGGUGCAGCUGACCUCUAUGGUGGAUAUGCAGCGUAUCGCUACGCCCAGCCAGCUGCUGUAGCAGCGACUCCAGCUGCUGCUGCUGCCGCGGCCGCCGCCUACAGUGACAGUUACGGACGUGUUUAUACAGCAGACCCCUAUCAUGCUGCACUAGCCCCCGCUGCCUAUGGUGUUGGAGCCAUGGCAACGCUCUACAGAGGAGGAUACAGUAGAUUUGCCCCUUAUUAAGACAAUUCAGUUAUCAGGAGCUCCUCUCUUCCAUAAAAAUCCCAUGAAAGAGCUCCAUCUGUUGUUGUGGAGGUGAACUGCACAUAGUUUUGAUGCAAAGUUGGCCAUGGCUAAAAAAUUUUCUGACCCCUCCCCUACUUUUUCAUAUAUAUAUAUGCUACUAAAGAAAUAGAGGAAUGCUGUAUUACAAACUGACCUGGCCUUUGCAUUAAAAAGAAGAAAAAAGACCUGAAGUUGCACGGCUGUAUUAUAGUCCCCCUUCUCCUCGGCACUCUGCAGCACAAAUCAUGGGAUGGAGCCCAAACGUUCUUCCAAAGGCUGUCUGACAAAAGUGACUUUCAAACAGCUGUUAAUUAUUUAUGAAAGAGCUGGAGCUGUGUGGCCUGCACACACUCAACAUAUAAGGAAAUGCGUCCACACUCCAUGGGCGCGAUGGAAGCAGCAGGUUUGGAGUGCAACACAAGACCAGAAUGAGAGCUUUUCCAGAUCCCACCCUCUCACUGGUGGACACAAACCAGAGGCUGCUGUCUGCCCUGGUGUGGAGCCUGAACCUGCUGGGACGGUUUAUUACACUACAAACAUCGUCUGAAAGUGGAAUGGCUCGAGGUGUUUCUUACCUCACGUUUUCUUAGUAUGUGGAAAUGGUAAACCUUUAACUUUAAAGUGUCAUAUGCAAAGAAAUUAGUGUAGAGAAAAGUUACCAAAUUAUUAUUAUUAUUAAUUAUUAUUAACAUUAUUAAAGCGUUAUUUUGUUUGACUUGCACAGCAGCUACUGCUGUUAUGAGGCAUAUAGUGAACCAUGGGGUUCAAACCAGAAAAUGGUGACUGAAGAACCCCCUUCUUACAUGUUCCCACACACAUGCACAGAGAUAACUACAUACAAAACACUACAAAAAUGUACUACGCUGUAAAAAAAAUUUCUUUUGAUAAAGACCUAUCCCUAAUCUACAGUCACAAAUGCAACCACAGUAUUUGUUUAUCCUUCUAUGUAGAGAUUUAUUAUUUGGAUUUUCCCCUCAUGCUCCACUUUUUAUAGAGCAAGUCCAACAUUAAAGAAGUCUUCCUUGAAUUAGUUAGCUGCAUUAUAGAUGCUGCCUGGACAGCAAACACUGAGCAAGAGAUAAAGUCAGUGGAUAUAAAAUAUUACAUGCAAAACACCUUACUGUUGUGCAUUUCUAUACUGUUCUAUACCGUUGUAUUCUAUAUUUCCAGAUGUGGCUUUUGAUUUCUGUUUGGUUCCAAAGAUUUGUAAGACAGCACAUGCUUAUGUGUAAUUAUCUUUUUGUUAGUGUUAUGUCAUAAUCUAUGGUAAUUCUAAUAGUAAUUUUAUUUACUGUUCAUCAGUCUUUUUAAAUGACCCGUUUUGUUACAGACUUGAGCGCACACAUGGACCAUCCAAAGGUAUGCAUGCAACACUAAUGAGCCUGCCCUGGACUUUUCCCUCCUUUUGAUUGAAGAUGCGAUAUUUAGCAUUACAAUUUAACUGAAAAAGUGACAGGAUUUUUCCAUUUAACAAAUGUCUCAGGCAUUUGAAUUAAAUGAAAAGGCAUGUAGCACUUUGGUUAUAACUUAACGUUUUUGUGAAAGGAUCCAUCCAUUUCAAACAAUGCUGUGAUUCUGGAUUAGGUUAGUUAUCCAGUCCUCAUCACUAACACACAUUACAGAUUAUAAAGUGUCGCAUAAGGAAAUCCAAAUGUAAAAUGGGAAUGUUUUACAAGAUUAUUUUAUGGCUGUAUUUGUAUUUCAGAUUUCUUGUGAGAAAUCUACAGGACAUGUUUUGUGCUGCUGUUUUGAUUUUUGUUGUGAACUAGACAUUUGUUUGGAACAAUCUUCAUUUUGUGAAUGUGUUUUUGGACACAACAGUAAAAAAAAAAAAAACAGCCAAAGAUGCUACUAGUCCCACAAAACUCUCACAAACAACAUUUAGAGCCACUGAAGGCAUGGAUUAACCAGCAUGAGCGAUAUUGUCAAGUUAAACUAGUUUUGCAUGAUCCUGUGUCUUUCAUAUUUGACUUCAAGCAGCAAAGCCCAAGUCCUCCUUUACCACUAACCCGUUGAACUCUAUAGGCAGCUGGUGUUGGCAGUUAGCUGACGAAGACGAGCACAGUACCGCUUGGCAAAAAGACCCGCUGACAAACUAAAGCUGAACGUGUGGUGGCUUCGUUUUCCCAUCAUGGUUUUCUUGCCACUGUAUUAUAGAAAACUGUGUGGCCAUCUAUCAUAGUGGCAAUGGUUUCUCAAUGACUGGUCCUCUUCCUCUGUCAUGUAAAACCCACAUUUGACUGCCGUUUUGUUUUGUUUUUUGUUAUUGAAUGUCCAUAUAAAUUGUUUUAUAUAAAAUGUUUUGUUGUGA
Messenger RNA from Boleophthalmus pectinirostris (great blue-spotted mudskipper), 4502 nucleotides. It is a transcript of the gene rbfox2, whose product is annotated as RNA binding fox-1 homolog 2. Gene Ontology annotation, biological process: nervous system development; regulation of alternative mRNA splicing, via spliceosome. The coding region runs from base 791 to 2149 and encodes 452 amino acids. The transcript is spliced from 13 exons. The record is from RefSeq and is a predicted model, not a curated record. Gene Ontology annotation, cellular component: cytoplasm; nucleus. Gene Ontology annotation, molecular function: mRNA binding. Lineage: Eukaryota; Metazoa; Chordata; Actinopteri; Gobiiformes; Gobiidae.